This is a messenger RNA of Suillus paluster, 1195 nucleotides long. RefSeq names its product Alpha/Beta hydrolase protein. Gene Ontology annotation, biological process: lipid metabolic process. NCBI's taxonomy places the organism in Eukaryota, Fungi, Basidiomycota, Agaricomycetes, Boletales, Suillaceae. The transcript is spliced from 10 exons. The coding region runs from base 16 to 978 and encodes 320 amino acids. The record is from RefSeq and is a predicted model, not a curated record.
UGACCCUGAACCAUCAUGCACAAGUACGUCUUGCUGUCCAUGCUACACACCUCCAUUCUAAAUGAUUGGUACAGAAAUCCGCCUGACGACACAUCGCGUCCUCUCCGCUCGUCCUGGAAGUGGCCCCACUUUCCAGGUAUGCACGAUCCUAGUGAUGGCAUUCCAGAGGAAGUGUACAAGGAGCUUGUGAGAUACACAAAGUAUGCAUCUGGCGCAUAUCAAGUUCUAUGCCCGCGCCCGAUGGGAAAUGUACUGGUUACCCAGUUUACAGAUGUAAUUACGGCCACUCAAGGAUUUGUUGCUCGCGAUGACACGAGGAACGAACUUGUGGUUUCCUUCAGGGGCAGCCGUGAGAUUACGAGUGCGAUCAUCGAUACAUCCCUCGUGCUUUCUACACUUCGUGGACCAGGCCUCCCUAAGAACACAGAUGCACAUGUGCACACAGGCUUUCUUUACGCUUUUAAGAGCGUUGGAGAGUUCGUGCUUGAUGCCUUACGCGAGCAGUUUGAAAAAUAUCCCCAGUAUGAUGUAGUUGGUGCUAUUGCAUGCAUCGCAGCACUCUCUAUCAGGAACAGUUUCCCUGAAGUUGCGUUGCGAUUAUUCACACUUGGCCAGCCGAGGACAGGGGAUCAUUCAUUCGCCGAGCUCGUGGAAAUUAUGAUUGGAAUUGACAAUAUUUUCCGAGGCGUGCACUCAUUCGGUAUGUUCCGUGUACGUACUUUCUUUAUAUACUUGACGCCAUACUUAGAUGGCGUGCCGACGAUGAUUCCUACGAGGCUGGGUUACAGACAUCACGCUACUGAAUAUUGGCAGUUUACCGAACCGCCGGCUCCGCGCCACGUACGUAGAUGUGUAGGUGGGGAAGACCCAGAAGGGAGUGCGUCGAUACCAUCAACUGGGAUCAACCUCCCGCAUAUGGUGUAUUUCGAACAGCACAUGGGGAAGCAAUUGCAGUCUGAUCCCACCGUUUGCAUCUGACAUCCGCGGUUGUUAGAUCCAGCCUUUUUGAUAACUGGUGCACCUCUUAAUUUUGCGUGUAUUUCUUUCCUCGAUCCUACUACUUGGCGCGUCCGCGGAUUAUCUGAGCUGAGUCUCGUGGAUGAUUUGGUUCCACUACUUGGGUACUCGUUGUGUCAACGUUGUGUAUUACUGUGCAAAUCACCAUCAUCAUUGACUUAAUGUUUGCUUGAAGCCU